AUGUCGGAAGGUUGCACGAGCUGCAGAGGAACGAAUUAUGGCAGUGGUACAUUGCAGUUAGGUGGGACUUCCGGUGGCACAAGCGGAAGUCCACCAUCUACGACGUCUGCUUCAAAUUACGCGGCAACGAGAAGAGUUCAAGUACGUGCAAAGGUCCUUUACGGUUCGGGAAAAGCAAUCGCGAGCUUAGUCGUUUUCGUUACUUUCUUCUGGACCGUACGAUCUCAACCGGAAGAAAGCACUCCUAUUAUUUACUCUGCAAUAAAUUAUACAAAAGAAAUAUUUACGAAUGUAGAAUUUAACUAUUCUACCACGCAAACUACUAUAGCAGAGCAGAAAAACUUUAGAGAAAAUCAAACGAAUUUCAAAAGAAACUUUAAUAACAACGAGGAAACGAGUAAAUACGAAACCGAAACUUUCGAAAUUGUCGGAAAAUAUGAUUCGAAAAACUAUAGUAAUCAUUCUACAAAUAAUAUUACAACUUACGAACUCGAGAGUCGUGAUAAUCAAGGAAACUGGGGACCUCGUGAGGAAGAUAUUAUUGAAGCUGUUGAUUUUGGAUUACAAGCGAUGCAUGAUCUUUACAACGUUAAAGAACCGAAAUUAUAUUCUAUGGGACUCUAUCUGAAAGCUGACAAUCCAGCAAAAUACGUGGCAACAUUCAAUGAUCAAACCGAAGAAGCUAGAACGCUUGCUAAAUUUGGUUAUGCAGUUCUCGAAGGCGCAACUAUGUUUGUCAAAAAGUUUCCCGAUUUGUCGAGAGAACUUCCUCUUUCUCGUAAAGGUCAAACAACAAGAUUGCAACGCCAAUGUCCGAGAAGAGGAACUCCUCGAUGUCCAGCAGCUAGUUUAAGAUAUAGAACUUCGGAUGGAAGUUGUAAUAAUCUUAAGAAUCCUUGGUGGGGAUCAGCAAUGUCAACUAUGCAAAGAUUCUUACCACCGAAUUAUAAUGACGAUAUACAAAGUAUCAGAAGAUCAAGAGACGGUAAUCCAUUACCAAGUGCACGUGUAAUUUCUGACGUGUUACACGAAGAUGAAGAUAUACAAUUGGCAUCUAUUACGCAUAUGUUAAUGCAAUGGGGUCAAUUCAUAGAUCAUGAUUUAACAGCAACUGGGCAAAGUAGAGGCUUCAAUGGAUCUGUACCUCAAUGUUGUUUAAAUUCGGGUCUUGGAUUUCAACCUUUUGAAUUAUUGCAUCCAGAAUGUUUACCAAUAGCGGUAGACCCUCAGGAUAGUUUCUUUAGUCGUUUUGGCAUCAAGUGUUUGGAAUUUCUUAGAAGUGGAUCAGCACCAAGGGAAGAUUGUCUAUUUGGUGCUAGAGAACAAUUAACUCAAGUUACGAGUUAUUUAGAUGCAUCCACGGUGUACAGCAGCAAUGCUUUUCAAAGUGACAAUCUUCGACUCUUUAAAAACGGUUUAUUGCAAUUCGGUAUAGUUCAAUCACGACAACCUUCACUCUUCAGACAAGAUUCGGAUCUUUGCAAACAAGGUUCUUUGUCAACGAGUUGUUUUAGAGCAGGAGAUGGUCGUUUAAGUGAACAGCCAGCUCUAACUUCUCUACACAUUGUAUUUUUAAGGCUGCACAAUAGAUUAGCAAUUAAGCUUAGCGAAUUGAAUCCUCAUUGGAGAGACGAAAAAAUAUUCCAAGAAACUCGUAAAAUUAUCGGUGCGAUUGUACAACAUAUUACGUAUCGCGAGUUCUUACCAAUCAUAUUAGGGAACGAGGUAAUGAAAGUAUUCGAUUUAGAAGUCUUGACAAAAGGGUAUUACGAUGGUUACGAUCCUUCUGUUAAUCCUACUAUAGCAAAUUCCUUUUCAACAGCAGCUUAUCGUUUCGGACAUUCGUUGGUUCAGCAUAGUUUCUUAAGAUUUGACAGAAAUCAUCAAUCUUUAUUUAAUAAUGUCUCAAUCCACGACGAAUUUAGAAAUCCUGAAAAUUUGGAAACUGGUUCGAUAGACCGUCUUCUUUUAGGAUUAGUGAACCAACCUUCGCAAAGAAGAGAUGAAUUUAUAACUAGAGAAUUGACUCGUCAUUUAUUUCAAACGCCAGGUUUCCCUUUCGGAAUGGAUCUGGCAUCUCUUAAUAUUCAAAGAGGACGAGAUCAUGGUAUACCACCAUACGUUGAUUGGCGAGAACCAUGUGGCUUGUCUCCCAUCAAAAGUUUUGCCGAUCUUGAGAAUAUUAUGAAACCUAAUACUAUAUUUAAGCUUCGAACUUUAUAUUCUUCGGUGGAAGACGUUGAUUUGUAUCCCGCUGGAUUAGCUGAAAAAUCAGUUCGCGGUGGUUUAGUUGGACCAACGUUUGCUUGCAUAAUUGCACAGCAAUUUAGUAAUCUACGACGUGGCGAUAGAUUUUGGUAUGAAAAUGAUAAAGAAGAAAGUGGAUUUACUUCUCGACAACUUCAACAAAUCAGACGUAUCACAUUUUCUCAAGUUCUUUGUCUUACAAUGAAUAACAUUAAAACUAUUCAACCGUUCGUUUUUCUAAUAGCUGAUACAUUCAGAAAUCAACGUGUUGCUUGCAAUGAUGAAAUAAUGACACAGUUCAGCCUUGAACCUUGGACUGAACAACAAUCGGAACAAAGAAGUAAAUCGGAUGAUUUACAUGUAUCAGAAAGAAAGAGAAUUGAUCGAAUUCGUAGUACAACUAGCAGAUCUGUUACAAAUAGACAAGAAGGGACAAAAGAAAAUGUUAAAAACAACGCGAGAGAACAAACGAAAGUUUUAUCGCAAAAAACUAAACCCGUUAAAGCUAAUAUCAAUCAGCAUAAUAGAAUCGUCGUGAAAAAACCUUUCGGUCCACCAGAUAACGUUACGAUAGUUGUUCAAAAUAAUGCAGUUAAUUCACCUGUUUUCGUUAAUGAUGCAAUUUAUGGUUCGUACAUUCAAAUACAAACUACUACUCAAAGUAACAAAGAUAUUCCUAAAAGGGAAAAUUUCAAUUAUCAACCUAACGGACAAUAUAAUCAAUUAUCGUAUGAUCAAGGGUCAUUGAACAUUCCUAUUCAUAGACCACCCCAAAAACCAAUACCAACUUCAAUUCCUGAAAGAUUUGAAAUUUCACAGAACAUAAAACCAUAUGUCCCAUAUGCUUAUAACGAUCCUUACAACCCAAAUCCUCUGAAUUAUGGUUACAGACCAAAUUAUAAACCCGAAGAAGACAUUAUUUACGACAACUUAUCUCCUACAAGUCCAAGACCAACCUUAUACACCUACUAUAUGCACGACCAACAAUUGACAACUCCGCAAAGACCCAUUCAUCAAGACAAAAGUCACUCAAGUUAUUACAAUCCCUCUUACAACACACCAUCUACAACGCAACAUUAUCAAGGAACAAGUCCAUCACCGUGGAUAAAACCUAAACCACAAUUUGAGCCAAGCUAUCAGUCUUACGCGCAGAAACUUAGCUCAGAUAUUAUUGCUAAUCCAAAUUACAAUCACAAUGUAAACAACAGACCAGAAUACUGGCCUCAACAAAUACCAAGUACCAUACAAGAUGAGAAUGUACAUUCUACACAACCCGAUUAUAGCCAUGUUCAAAGUAAACCCAUUAACAAACCUUACAACAAAGAUGAAUCCGAAACUUGGAAAUAUUCGAUUAAUGUACAAAAAGACGAUGGAUAUGCACUUUCUUCGAGCAGACCUUACAAUGAACCAUAUGGCCCCCAAGAAACAAACAGCUAUCAGAAUAGACCUAUAAAUGUACCAAAUAACGAAGAUGAUCCUGAUAUUUAUAAUAAGAAACCAUUGGAUACAUCUUACCCGAUAGUGUUAAAUAAACCAAAUGAUCAAAAUGGCUCAGAAAAUCUAUUAGCGAAUGUGCAACCUUAUCAAGAAGAAGCCAUAAAAAAUCCAAUCCUUAGUAAUCCGAGCAAAUGGACCGAUAUUCCAUCUUAUCAGCCAAGACCGACCAAAAGACCCGAUUGUACUCCUAUAUUCCAUGAAGAAUCAUCGUAUCAGAAAAGACCAAUUAAAACGCCUACGAUCGUUCAAAGCGAUUUUAGUUCGACAAAAGUUCCACCAUUAUACCAAGUGGAUUUAUUUAAAAAGACUAGCUAUCAGCAAAGACCUACCAUAAAACCAGAUAAAUCAACGAGCAAUUCCUUUUAUCAAACCAAUCCGUUGAACAAUCCAAACAGCAAACCUUUUGCCAAAGAUGAUGAUAUCUCUUAUCAAAGAAAACCAAUUUCACAUGUUUCUGUACAACAUUCGACAAAAAUUCCGACCAAUGAUGAAAUUUUAAAACCGAUUAAAAUACAAAGUGUUACCAUUGUCACGGAAAGUAUCGAGACUGUUCGACAUCCUGGAUCUUCUGGUUAUAGACCAGUAAAUAAAAUCAAUGCAGAAAUUCCGAGACCACUAGAACUUCGACAAAACGAAGGAAAACCUGGCCAGUACUAUUACGAUAAAAACGUUUUACAUCGUUACCCCGAGAAAAUGGAAGACGAUAUCUCGAAAUAUUAUCAUCAUCAUUUGGCGAAGGACGAUGUUACUUACGGCGAGACAAGAGAAAUCUUGGGAGAAAACGAAACCGUCGUUGAAUUAAAUUUCACUGAUGUGCUUACAAAAGCUCAAGUAAUUCAAAAUGACGACACUAAAUUUGUAACAACUCCUACUUUUGUGAUCGAUGAUCCUGACAAGAUUUACGCUAACGACGAUCUCGACGGAUCUUUCUCCGAGAACAUCGAAAGUGUCACAACUUUAAACGAUUUACAGAGAACAAAUAAUUGGCUUAAUUCUGAAGAAAAUCCAAGACUGUCGUCCAUUUUGGAAAUGCCUAAUAUUACAUCCGAGGAAAACAUCAGCUCCAAGGAAUUGCCUAAGCCAUUAAUUAAAACCAGUAAAUUAGCCUCUUAAUUUACGUUUCACGGUAGUUUAGAAAGCUAUUAUUUCAUUUUAUUUUUUUUUUAUUUUUUUUUAUUAUAUAUCGUUAACCAUCAUUACCUUCUCAUACUAUUUAUUAUCAGAUUCAUUAUUUUCAUUAUGUUUGUAUUUAUUUUCGUAGACCUAGUUUUCUAGAGAUAAUUAUAGCUUUUGCUUACGUGUCAUUAGUAACACUUACGAUCUCUCACGAUCGUUUCUGUUAAAUUGAAAAAGUUGACGAGACUUAUCUACUACUAUGU
Polistes dominula (European paper wasp) is the source of this 5123-nucleotide messenger RNA. RefSeq lists its product as uncharacterized. NCBI's taxonomy places the organism in Eukaryota, Metazoa, Arthropoda, Insecta, Hymenoptera, Vespidae. Gene Ontology annotation, biological process: response to oxidative stress. Gene Ontology annotation, molecular function: heme binding; peroxidase activity. The record is from RefSeq and is a predicted model, not a curated record.